CAAAGGCAGCAGUGAAGAGCAACAAAUUAAAGAUGUUUUGACUGAAUAUACACAGGCAUUAUUGGACUUUACUUACUUUGAAGAAAACAAGUUAGUGGAUGAAGAAUUUCCAGAAUCAACUGCCAAGGAAAGACUCCAUCAUAUAUUAGGUUAUCUAAACAAGGUACACAUCAUCGUCAGUGACAUCUUUGGUAGUGACGCAGACAUGAUAGAUGUACUUGGGGUUGACAUAGUGGAAUGUUUAUACUGGAGAAAAGGAGCCUUGUAUUAUAUGUACUCACACACUGUCAAUCAAGACAAAGACAGAGUCAAAAGAAACUUACAGGAUUUUACACAGUCAUUGCGUGAUGGAGUAGAGUUUCUGACUAAGAUGAGCAACUUAAGGGUGCCAUUAUCGGAGCAAGAACAAGUUGAUUAUAAUGAUGAAUGUACCCUGAAGUUGAUACAACAAGGUAGGUAUGACUAA
This is a messenger RNA of Saccoglossus kowalevskii, 466 nucleotides long. RefSeq names its product RAB7A-interacting MON1-CCZ1 complex subunit 1-like. The record is from RefSeq and is a predicted model, not a curated record. NCBI's taxonomy places the organism in Eukaryota, Metazoa, Hemichordata, Enteropneusta, Harrimaniidae. Gene Ontology annotation, biological process: mitophagy.